CGUAACUUGUUGUAUAGUGCGAGUGCCGCUUAAAUAUUUGUCUUUCCUUUUUAUUGGACUUUCUGGUUAAAUUCAUUGUAUUGAUAUAAAUAAAAAUUUCGGGUUAAUGGCGAAUUUUCCUACAUUGGGGGCUCAACAAGAAACCAACCGAAAAAUUCUCGAGGAUCUACAGUUGAAGAAGCAACUAUUGCAGAAAGGCAACAUACCCGGACUAGGUGCAGGAAUAUCAACAAAUACCCUUUAUCAAAUACCUGCAAGUCAACUUUUGCAAUCCUCGGACUUUUCUCAAAGUAGUGGAUUGGCAAACGCACCACGCUCGGUGUUUAAUGCAACAACAUCCACUACAUUAGGAUUCUUUGUAUCACAAGAUUCUUAUUACGGAAACACUUUUAUACCUGUUUUACCCCGCCUUGAUCCUGCGCCACCGAUGAACUAGAACUAUGGCGUGCAUAAAGUUGAAAAAACUGGAGGAGUACUUAAAUG
Messenger RNA from Rhagoletis pomonella (apple maggot), 483 nucleotides. RefSeq names its product SOSS complex subunit C homolog. The transcript is spliced from 3 exons. Gene Ontology annotation, biological process: DNA repair. Bases 107 to 436 code for a protein of 109 amino acids. The record is from RefSeq and is a predicted model, not a curated record. Gene Ontology annotation, cellular component: SOSS complex; nucleoplasm; nucleus. NCBI's taxonomy places the organism in Eukaryota, Metazoa, Arthropoda, Insecta, Diptera, Tephritidae.